AGGCUCAGAGCGCGUGAACUGUGGGGAGCAACUGACGCACGGAGCUUUACUCGCGUCGCGUUGGAAGACUCUCGGCUUCGUUUUAUGAAAAAAGGAGAACAAGUUUGGUCGCUCCGCAGAGCCUCAGGGCGUUGAAGAUGGCAGUGUGGAUUCAGGCCCAGCAGCUUCAGGGAGAUGCUCUGCACCAGAUGCAGUCGCUGUACGGUCAACACUUCCCCAUCGAAGUGCGACAUUACCUCUCCCAGUGGAUCGAGAGUCAGCUCUGGGAUGCUAUAGACCUGGAGAACCCACAGGAGGAGUUUAAGGCUAAACGCUUGCUGGACAGUUUGAUACAAGAGCUGCAAAACAAGGCUGAGCAUCAGGUGGGGGAAGAUGGCUUCCUGCUUAAAAUCAAACUGGGACACUACGCUAACCAGCUCAAGAGCACGUAUGACCGCUGUCCUCUGGAGCUGGUCCGAUGUAUCAAACACAUCCUCUACACAGAGCAGAGGCUCAUCAGAGAGGCUACAAAUUCGAGCUCUCCGGUUGGUGGGAUGAUGGACAGCAUGUCUCAGAAAUACCAACAGAUCAAUCAGGCGUUCGAGGAGCUCCGCCUGCUCACUCAAGACACGGAGAACGACCUGCGAAAGCUCCAGCACAACCAGGAAUACUUCAUCAUCCAGUACCAGGAGAGCCUUCGCAUCCAGGCUCAGCUGAGCAGCCUUGCCACGCUGCCCCCUGCUGACCGCCAUCUCCGGGAGCCCGCCCUGCUCAGCAAGAGAGCCACAGUGGAGGCGUGGCUUACAAGAGAGGCCAACACACUACAGAAAUACCGCCUGGACCUGGCUGAGAAGCACCAGAAAACACUGCAGUUAUUGAGAAAGCAGCAGGCCAUAAUUCUGGAUGAUGAGUUGAUCCAGUGGAAGAGACGGCAACAGCUGGCAGGCAACGGGGGCCCACCAGAGGGAGGCCUGGACAUCCUUCAGUCCUGGUGUGAGAAGUUGGCUGAAACUAUUUGGCAAAACCGGCAGCAGAUUCGCAGAGCGGAGCACCUCAGACAGCAGCUACCCAUCCCUGGACCUAUUGAAGAGCUCCUGAAUGAACUCAACAGCACGAUCACAGAUAUCAUCUCAGCACUGGUCACCAGCACGUUCAUUAUUGAGAAACAGCCUCCGCAAGUUCUGAAAACCCAAACCAAGUUCGCUGCCACAGUCCGCCUCCUCGUAGGAGGGAAGUUAAACGUCCACAUGAACCCUCCGCAAGUCAAAGCCACUAUAAUUAGUGAGCAGCAAGCCAAGGCCCUGCUAAAAAAUGAAAACACAAGGAAUGAGAGCAGUGGAGAAAUUCUUAACAAUAACUGUGUGAUGGAGUACCAUCAGACCACAGGCACUCUCAGCGCCCACUUCAGGAACAUGUCUUUAAAAAGGAUCAAGCGGUCGGACAGACGAGGAGCAGAGUCGGUCACAGAAGAGAAGUUCACCAUUCUGUUUGAGUCCCAGUUUAGUGUCGGGAGCAACGAGCUUGUCUUUCAAGUUAAGACGUUAUCACUUCCUGUUGUGGUGAUAGUUCACGGUAGCCAAGACAAUAAUGCCACAGCGACUGUAUUGUGGGACAAUGCUUUUGCAGAGGCAGGUCGAGUGCCUUUCCUGGUGCCAGAUAAAGUACUUUGGCCUCAGCUGUGUGAAGCCAUCAACAUGAAGUACAAGGCAGAGGUGCAGAGCAACCGAGGCCUGUCUGAGGAGAACCUGGUCUUCUUGGCUCAAAAAGCGUUCAGCAGCUCCAGCAACAAUCCUGAUGACUACCGCAGCAUGACAAUGACCUGGUCGCAGUUUAACAGGGAAAGCUUGCCAGGGAGGAACUUCACGUUUUGGCAGUGGUUUGAUGGAGUGAUGGAACUCACAAAAAAACACCUCAAACCUCAUUGGAAUGACGGAGCUAUUCUGGGUUUUGUGAACAAGCAGCAGGCUCAGGAUAUGUUGAUGUCCAAACCCAACGGUACUUUUCUUCUGCGCUUCAGCGACUCUGAGAUCGGAGGCAUUACAAUCGCAUGGGUGGCAGAAAAUCAGAGCAAAGCAGGUGAAAGAAUGGUUUGGAACCUCAUGCCCUACACAACCAAAGACUUCUCCAUCCGCUCUCUGGCCGACCGGAUUAGCGAUCUCAAUCACCUCCUGUUCCUCUACCCCGACAGACCCAAAGAUGAAGUUUUCUCCAAAUAUUACACCCCACCUCUUUCUAAAGCUGUGGAUGGGUAUGUGAAACCGCAGAUCAAGCAGGUGGUGCCUGACUUUGCUACGGCCAAUCCAGACCCCAUAGGCAGAACCCCAACGUAUAUGGAUCACGGCGCCUCCCCAGGACCCGUAAAUCACUCUCACACUUACGGCAUCUACCAGACUAUGACUGACCCGGUGUUGGACGGGGACGGGGACUUUGACCUCGACGACACCAUGGACGUUGCGAGGCACGUGGAGGAGCUCCUCCGGAGGCCUGUAGAGAGCCAGUGGGGCGGCCAGCAGUCCUGACUCUUGACCCGUUCAGACGCCACCAAACAAGUCCUGCCCCCCUCACUUUGACAUGGUUUAAUUCCAUUUCACCUGUUAACGUUUGUCUUUUCAUUUAGCUAUAAUGUAAAACUGUUGGCCGUGAUUUUAUUUCCCCUUUCAGCAUAAGAACAUGCACGUCAGUGAUUCUCCUGUCGUUUGUGUCCACGUGUGUUUGUAAAACAGACUCGAUCCACUGCAGAACAUACAAUGUUACAGUAUUGUGAAAAAAGAAAAGGAGAAAUAUUGUCCUUGAAUUUGUUGUGCAUGUAUUUUCAAUUGAUUUAAACUCGUUUUGGGGGGAAAGAAAUGCUACUGUACCAUGUUAUCUCUAGAGCUGAAUGUUAUUUUAUAUUCUCUGCUUUGUAAAUUGGUUCCUAUUUCGCUCGUGACACUGACCUUGCCCUUUUGACAAAAAAGAAAAACUUUAAAGCAGAGUUUUUGCUUUUGCUCUUACAAACCAUAUUCUAGUUCAUUGCUUGUCCGUCAUCCAGACGUUUAUGCAGUACACUAACCUGACGGGCAGAGCGACUCGUUCUGCUCUCUGCACCCAACAGCACACGCAUCCCAACACGGUACGCGAGCUUAAGACAUCCGAUUAGUUCACCAGCUGUAAAGGAGGGGAGCUUGUGCACCUCCCUUGCUCUCACAGGGCUAUUUUUCUUCUGUUUGUACACAGAAAUGCAAACCUAAGCAUUUACCUAGCGCUGCCUGCUUAUCCUCUCAGGUCCCACUGCUCCACUCAUCGAUGCUACCUCGCAUUAGUCCACCGACAGCUGCUGUUAGCGCUGGUUCGCAUGUUUUGUCCGCACCGUCCUCUCUUCAGUUGGUGGAUGUCGUUCUGGUGAUUCGCUUCGAUACGUGUGAAGAAGAUCCCUCUGUGCACGAGCUAACCGUUUCUGUGCUUGAAAACCACUCACAUGAAGACAUCCGGAGUCAUGAAGUGUCUUACGUUUUGAUUGGUAUGCCUAAAAGUUCUGCCUAACGUUGAUCCCGUGCUUGUGUAACACGAUGACACUGUGGCAAAACAAGCAUGUGCACGUCUCUGUGUGACGACACGAACAAGCACGUAGCGUAGACGCGGGUUUCAAAAACCUGCGGGAACUGUUGAUCUGCUGCCACAUUCUAACGUCUGAUUGAGGUAGUUGGUGUUUUGUCUGACUUGUUGUGUGUUCAGACUGUGUGUGUGUGUGUGUGUGUGUGUGUGUGUGCGUGCGUGCGUGCGUGCGUGCGUGCAUGUGUGUGUGUGUGUUCAUACUCUUCGGUACACAGAUCAUAAUUGUUCACAACAGUAUUGCACCUCAGGAAUGAAUUGUUGCAGAAACAGUCGUACAAGCCAAAAAAAAAAAAAAAGCGGAGUUUUAUGUAAA
This is a messenger RNA of Nematolebias whitei (Rio pearlfish), 3886 nucleotides long. RefSeq names its product signal transducer and activator of transcription 5a (gene stat5a). Gene Ontology annotation, biological process: defense response; cell surface receptor signaling pathway via JAK-STAT; growth hormone receptor signaling pathway via JAK-STAT. Bases 138 to 2498 code for a protein of 786 amino acids. Gene Ontology annotation, molecular function: RNA polymerase II cis-regulatory region sequence-specific DNA binding; DNA-binding transcription factor activity, RNA polymerase II-specific. The record is from RefSeq and is a predicted model, not a curated record. Lineage: Eukaryota; Metazoa; Chordata; Actinopteri; Cyprinodontiformes; Rivulidae. The transcript is spliced from 19 exons.